UAUUUAUCGGGAGUUUAGCCUACAUUUGUUUAUCAGUGUCUUUUCAAUUUAGUUUGAGAUUAUUUUUUUUUACAUCAAAUGUGGCUUCUUGGUUCAACUCCUGAAGUCAUGGAAGAGCGCCUGUCACCUUCUGCAUGUUUCGUCCGGAGCCCCGGUAAUAAUCAUAACACCGCAGCAGCGAGGGUUCACAGUAUUGAAGCAAUAUUGGGAUUUAAAGACGAAAACAUAUUUAAUCAAUCUGUCUCCUACAAUGGAUCAUCAGGGAAACUCGCCGAGCUGAGAGGGAACGGAAUUAUGUCAUCCCUGAAGAAAGAACACAACACGGAAAGUUUUGACAGUAAGUGACACUGCAAUAUGUUUCAAGCUAGAAGCCUUGUUAAAAAGGUGAUUUAAAAUGGUUAAAUCUUGAUUGAUUCUAAAUGUUAUUUUUCACAACAGUAGGCUACUUAUUCCAUGUUUAUAAAUAUCUGUCAGUAGACUUUUGAAUCAGAGUAAAAAGUCACACAUAAAGGCAAAUACAAUUUCAGAAGUUCAUAAAUUGAUCUAGCCUAUAAUGUGUUUUUCAGGUGUCUGCUGCAGCAGUUCGGGGGCCUCUGUUAGUCCUGAUUUACCUGACGGGGAGGAUAAACUGUCCGAUGAUGACAACCCAAAGAAAAAGCACCGGCGCAACAGGACCACGUUCACAACCUUUCAGCUGCAUGAGCUGGAGAGAGCGUUCGAAAAGUCGCACUAUCCGGACGUCUACAGCAGAGAGGAGCUCGCAAUGAAAGUGAAUCUUCCGGAGGUUCGAGUGCAGGUAAUAUAGAUAUGAGCAAACUUGACAGACUCUUUGCUGUGGUAAUGAUGUUCGAUUCUGUUUUUAAAAGAAAACAGAAAGUUAUAUUUUAUUAAGGGGCUCAACAGAAGUUCAACUAUUCCAAAAUACCUUUCUCUUAUUUGUGGGACAUUUAAUAAUUUAUGAUUCUCAAAUAAUAUUUUGUGGAAUGCGUGGCUCGUGAAAGAAGCAUGAAUUGUCUGGACUUGAAUAGUCAGCUUUUUACAUUUAGGCCUAGACACAACAAUAAUGUCAGGUAAUAGGCAUAAUUCCUAAAUUCAAAGUCCCGCUGCAGUUUAUUAACUUGUAAGGAAUGUACUUAGUCAAUUGUCACAUAUUAGUAAGUAUAGGCUACUUGGAUGUUAACCGUAGGAUAUUUGAUGAUGAUAGACCGUUAAUUGUUAGUUUAAACGUUUAAAGCGUUUGUAUUUGAAAUUAGCAUCACAUAGGAUGUUAUCUAUUCAAAAUGUAUUCAAUUGGUCUCAUAUAUGUCGUUAAAAUAUGUAAAAAGGAGUUAAUUUAUCUUAAAACUUCUCAUUUAGUUUAGGACCUAUAUACUUUUUAAAAUAGGCAAAAUUACACUAUGUAGAUUUUCUCCUAAGCAUUUUACUAUCAUCACUAAUUCUCAAUUUAUUUAGAACAUGUAGCCAGCAAACAUUCUCUCAAAUAUAUAUAUAUAUAUAUAUAUAUAUAUAUAUAUAUAUAUUAGGCCUAUAUUUGUUAAUAUUUUCAGUUAGUCAUAUCAAGCAAUUCCAUUUUAACGUUUUCUUUAUUAUUUUGAUUAUGAACGUGCUUUUUUAAAUCUAUAAAAUGUCCAAUAUGUAUUAAUAACAUGACAAUAACUAUUUUAUUACACCAAGGAGGACAGUCAACAUUAAUAUUCAAUAUGUUUUCCCAUUAUAGAUAUUAAAUGCAAAUACAUUAUUUCUCAAAUAGCCUACCAAAGUUGUACUUCAUUUUUGGAGAAUUAGGCAAUUUAGUUUAUUUGAUUUGACACAGGAAAGUUUUUUGGAAGUUGACAUGUUUUGGCAAAGGGGUCAAUCUCAGCAGAUAAGCUCACUGAUUGUCUGAUUUCUUUCAUCUUACCUUCAGCUGUUUUAUCAUUGAUAGCGUUAAAUGUAGACUAUUUCAAUAUUGUCAUGAUUUGUUUAAAAUGGCCCUGAAAUCCUGUUUUAGCAUGUAAUCAUCCUUUCCGCUGUUCUCAUAAUAUUGCAUUUCAGAAUGUCUAAUCAGAAUGUUGUGUGGUUCCAGAAUGACUGAUCAGAAUGUCUGAGUUCUAGAAGAUCUAAUUUUGAAUAUUGUAAUGAUCCAGAAUGUCUUAUCAGAAUGUUGUGAUGAUUCUAGAAUGUCUAAUCAUAAUGUUGUGAUGAUUCCAUCUCAGGUGUGGUUCCAGAACCGUCGGGCCAAGUGGCGUCGCCAGGAGAAGCUGGAGGUGAGCUCCAUUAAGCUCCAGGACACCUCCUCUCUCCUGUCCUUCAGCCGCUCCCCUGCCCAGUCCUUGUGCUCUGGACUGCAGCUGGAGCCAUGGCUCAGCACUGCCAUCACCACCACCCCCCUGCAGUCCCUACCCGGCUUCAUUACCAGCUCCUCUCAGGGCCUCCCAGGAGCCUCCAGCUAUUCCCCUCCACCCUUCCUCAACUCCCCCAGUUUCGGACACCAUAACCUGCCUCACAUUGGUUCUACGCGUCCUCUUCCUCCGCCCCCAUACCAGUGCACCGUGGCUGGGUACAUGGAGAAGUUAGUUAUGGAAGAGACGGAUCCUCGUAAUUCUAGUAUUGCAUCUCUGAGGAUGAAGGCUAAGGAGCAUGUUCAGUCUAUUGGGAAGACA
Coregonus sp. 'balchen' is the source of this 2642-nucleotide messenger RNA. NCBI's taxonomy places the organism in Eukaryota, Metazoa, Chordata, Actinopteri, Salmoniformes, Salmonidae. The record is from the annotation of a GenBank genome assembly.